Molecule: messenger RNA, 2037 nt
Organism: Rhinolophus ferrumequinum (greater horseshoe bat)
Lineage: Eukaryota; Metazoa; Chordata; Mammalia; Chiroptera; Rhinolophidae
Gene: SACK1F
Product: family with sequence similarity 83 member F
Exons: 5
Coding region: 58-1572 (504 amino acids)
Source: RefSeq, a predicted model, not a curated record
AGGUGCGGCAGUGCGACCCAGGCCGCGGCCGGGGCCGGGGCGGGCGGUGGGGGCGCCAUGGCCGAGUCCCAGCUGAGCUGCCUGGACGAGGCGCACGUGAACCAGCGGGUGACCGAGGCGCAGGCCAUCUUCUACUACUGCGAGCGGCGGCGGGCUGCGCUGGAGGCGCUGCUGGGCGACGGCGAGAAGGCCUACUGCGAGCGGAUCAAGAAGGAGCAGCUGAGGGAUUUUCUGUCCAGCCCGGAGCGCCAGGCCCUCCGCGCCGCCUUGACCCCCUACGAGGACCCCGCCCCGCCCACCUCCCGGGGCAAGAGCAAGAGCAAGGCCAAGGCCAAGGCCCUGCCGCAGGACCAGGCUGAGCCCAGCGAGUCCCUGGCCUACUGGCCCGACCGCUCCGACACGGAGGUGCCCCCGCUGGACCUGGGCUGGGCAGAUGCGGGCUUUUACCGCGGCUUGAGCUGCGUCACCUUCUUCACUCACCCCCCCAUGGAAGAGAAGGCGCCCCACCUCAAGCAGGUGGUCAGGCAGAUGAUCCAAGAGGCCCAGAAGGUCAUCGCUGUGGUCAUGGACCUCUUCACCGAUGGCGACAUCUUCCAAGACAUUGUGGAUGCCGCCUGCAAGCGCUGGGUCCCUGUGUACAUCAUCCUGGACGAGGCAGGCGUGAAGUGUUUCCUGGAGAUGUGUCGGGGCCUGGAACUCAAUGAGUUCCGCAUCCGGAACAUCCGUGUCCGCUCCGUGACGGGCGUUGGCUUCUCUAUGCCCAUGGGGAAGGUCAAGGGGACCCUGUCGUCAAAGUUCUUAAUGGUAGAUGGUGAAAAAGUAGCCACUGGAUCUUACAGGUUCACCUGGAGUUCCUCCCACAUAGACAGGAACCUUCUCCUCCUCCUGACAGGGCAGAACGUGGAGCCCUUUGAUGUUGAAUUCCGGGAGCUGUACGCCAUCUCCGACGAGGUGAACUUGAACCAGCAGCUGGGCCUGGGAGGAGGGGCAGGCAGGUUCGGCUUUAACUACUCCUCCACCGUGGCACGCAAGCUUAUCAACCCCAAGUAUGCCCUGGUGUCCAGCAGCCGUCCCCCGCCCGGGGAGAUGAUGCGCUGGGCCGCCCGGCAGCAGCGGGAGGCUGGCAGCAACCCAGUAGGGCAGGAGGAGAGCAGCGGAGGUGGUGAGUCAGCCCGGCGCCUGGAGAACUUCCUGAAUGACCUGGUCACGCUGCCGCAGGUGCUGCCCCCGGUGGAGCCCUUGGGAGAGCUGAGUCAGAAGGAUGUCAGGUUGGUCUCUCACCUGCACGUGGACCUGAAGCCCCGAGAGACACUUGACCGAAAUGGCAAGGGAGAAGCUGCCAACGGGGACGCCACCCCGGCCAAGGAGGACAAGCGCUUUAGCAACAGGUUGUUCAGUCGACGGACCAGAAGGCCAGCAGCGCCCCGCGGCGUGACCGGCUCCGUGCCCACCCAGAGCCCUGCUGAAGUGAAGUUGACGACGGGGAAGAGGCCCAGCGACGGCUCCAGUGGCAACGUCUCAGGUAAAACAAGUCCCAGUCCUGCCAAGACCAGCAAUUGCGUGAUUUCCUGAGCCGCGGGCCUGCAGUGGGCAGGACCCCUGGAUGCCCCGCUGUCCUGUCCUGGGGAGAAUACAGGUCAAACCCUGCACCCGUUUGCACAUCAGAGCCCUGCUGGCCUCCUUACCCAGCAGCCUCCGUCCUGGCCCAGAGACCCUGCAUCCCAGCUGUGAGGGUCUGCAGUAUCUCACGACAAUCACACGCCUCCACAAGACCGUCAGUGACCAGGCAGGGUCACUCUAUGUUUACAUGAAGUGGAAGCUUGACUAUUGUCUGCUCUCCUUUAUGCCCGACCCCCUCCCUCCACUGGGCCAGCCUUGCCCUGCAGGGCCCCAGAUGGGGUGAGCCCAUAUCUUUUUAUACAUUAAUGUGAUGGGGUCUCCAGGGCAGCCCCAGCCCCCUGACUUCUCCUUCCCUGGGCUCCCUGGUGCUUCUGGUCCUCCGCGGCAGUUUUGGUGAAAUAAAAGGGAAGACGACGG